Messenger RNA from Penicillium atrosanguineum, 756 nucleotides. RefSeq lists its product as uncharacterized. NCBI's taxonomy places the organism in Eukaryota, Fungi, Ascomycota, Eurotiomycetes, Eurotiales, Aspergillaceae. The coding region runs from base 1 to 756 and encodes 251 amino acids. The transcript has 6 exons. The record is from RefSeq and is a predicted model, not a curated record.
AUGCGUGCCGGUUACGUCUUGGUUCCUAUUACCGCCGCCAUCGGCGCGAUGGCAUCUCAGCCCUCCGAUUCCUGGGUUUUCGGAGACAGUCUAUUUUAUCUCGGCCCUCCCUCUGGAAAUGCUCAUAUUACCAAGGCCACAUACUCUAUUCUGCCCCCGGCAACCCCACUUAAUGCGACCCUUUCGGCCUCGGACGAGCCCUGGGUCUCUGUCUGGGUUGGUACUUCAUCUACUGCCGGCAGUAUGGAUGCCAACUUGUACCAGCCACUUUUCAACUGGGCUGGAAACCAGGAAUCCAGUGGUUGCUCCGCUGGUGCCAAGGAGUGGUGUGUGGCUGCUUCCACUUACACUCCCGAUGGGCAAGUUGGCUCAAACUAUGUGAGAGUCCCGACAAAGACCUUAGUGGAUUUCGAAAUCGCCGUCGUGGAUGACAACGUGGUUCAGACUGUCACCAUCCAAGGCAAGGUUGUCUCUAAGCGAAGCGAUGCUCUCGAUGCCUCCCUUCGGUACCUCUACUCUAGCAACGAGUGCUACACCGGUGGUGGUAGCUGUGGAGAACUCAAUGGAUACAAGAUCCACAACCUGGCCGUCACCCUGAGUGAGGCCGACACCGACUUUGCCAGCGACAUGAGCCUUGACGGUGUCUCUGAUGCUGGCUUCAAGAGCACCGAUGGUGGUAUUACCUGGGAAAGUGAUUAUGUCCAGGUUAAAGCUAUUGAUUUUGAUUCUUCUGCCGACACCGAACUCAACGACUGA